GUGCGCCGGGCGCCGGGGCCGGUGCGGGACGAGGAGCGCGCCGCCGCCGCCGAGCCCGAGGGUGCGCGGCGCCGCCCGCCAUGGCCCCCGCCCGGGGCCGCCUGCCCCCCGCGCUCUGGGUCGUCACGGCCGCGGCGGCGGCGGCCACCUGCGUGUCCGCGGCGCGCGGCGAAGUGAACUUGCUGGACACGUCGACCAUCCACGGGGACUGGGGCUGGCUCACGUACCCGGCGCACGGGUGGGACUCCAUCAACGAGGUGGACGAGUCCUUCCGGCCCAUCCACACGUACCAGGUGUGCAACGUCAUGAGCCCCAACCAGAACAACUGGCUGCGCACGAGCUGGGUGCCCCGCGACGGUGCCCGGCGCGUCUACGCCGAGAUCAAGUUCACGCUGCGCGACUGCAACAGCAUGCCCGGCGUGCUGGGCACCUGCAAGGAGACCUUCAACCUCUACUACCUGGAGUCGGACCGCGACCUGGGCUCCAGCACGCAGGAAAGCCAGUUCCUGAAAAUCGACACCAUCGCGGCCGACGAGAGCUUCACGGGCGCCGACCUGGGCGUGCGGCGGCUCAAGCUCAACACGGAGGUGCGCGGCGUGGGUCCCCUCAGCAAGCGCGGCUUCUACCUGGCCUUCCAGGACAUCGGCGCCUGCCUCGCCAUCCUCUCCCUCCGCAUCUAUUACAAGAAGUGCCCCGCCAUGGUGCGCAACCUGGCGGCCUUCUCGGAGGCGGUGACCGGCGCAGACUCGUCCUCGCUGGUGGAGGUGCGGGGCCAGUGCGUGCGGCACUCGGAGGAGCGGGACACCCCCAAGAUGUACUGCAGCGCCGAGGGCGAGUGGCUGGUGCCCAUUGGCAAGUGCGUGUGCAGCGCCGGYUACGAGGAGCAGCGGGAUGCGUGCGUGGCCUGUGAGCUGGGCUUCUACAAGUCAGCCCCUGGGGACCAGCUGUGUGCCCGCUGCCCGCCCCACAGCCACUCCGCAGCCCCGGCUGCCCAGGCCUGCCGCUGUGACCUCAGCUACUACCGGGCGGCCCUGGACCCGCCUUCUGCAGCCUGCACCCGGCCACCCUCUGCACCAGUGAACCUCAUCUCCAGCGUAAAUGGGACAUCUGUGACCCUGGAAUGGGCCCCUCCCCUGGACCCAGGUGGCCGCAGUGACAUCACCUACAACGCCGUGUGCCGCCGCUGCCCCUGGGCGCUGAGCCACUGUGAGGCGUGUGGGAGUGGCACCCGCUUCGUGCCCCAGCAGACCAGCCUGGUGCAGGCCAGCCUGCUGGUGGCCAACCUGCUGGCCCACAUGAACUACUCCUUCUGGAUCGAGGCCGUCAACGGCGUGUCYGACCUGAGCCCCGAGCCCCGCCGGGCGGCCAUCGUCAACAUCACCACCAACCAGGCAGCCCCGUCCCAGGUGGUGGUGAUCCGGCAGGAGCGCGCGGGCCAGACCAGCGUGUCGCUGCUGUGGCAGGAGCCGGAGCAGCCCAACGGCAUCAUCCUGGAGUACGAGGUCAAGUACUACGAGAAGGACAAGGAGAUGCAGAGCUACUCCACCCUCAAGGCCGUCACCACCCGGGCCACCGUGUCGGGCCUCAAGCCGGGCACGCGCUACGUGUUCCAGGUGCGGGCGCGCACGUCGGCGGGCUGUGGCCGCUUCAGCCGGGCCGUGGAGGUGGAGACCGGGAAGCCCCGGCCCCGCUACGAUACCCGGACCAUCGUCUGGAUCUGCCUGACGCUCAUCUCGGGCCUGGUGGUGCUUCUGCUUUUGCUCAUCUGCAAGAAGAGGCACUGUGGCUACAGCAAGGCCUUCCAGGACUCGGACGAGGAAAAGAUGCAGUACCAGAGCGGCCAGGCGCCACCCCCGGUCUUUCUGCCCCUGCACCGCCCCCCGGGGAAGCUCCCGGAGCCCCAGUGCUGCGCCGAGCCGCACACCUACGAGGAGCCGGGCCGGGCGGGCCGAGGCUUCACCCGGGAGAUCGAGGCCUCCAGGGUCCACAUCGAGAAGGUCAUCGGUUCCGGGGAGUCCGGAGAAGUCUGCUAUGGGCGACUGCGGGUGCCGGGGCAGCGGGAUGUGCCCGUGGCCAUCAAGGCCCUCAAAGCCGGCUACACGGAGAGACAGCGGCGGGACUUCCUCAGCGAGGCCUCCAUCAUGGGCCAGUUCGACCACCCCAACGUCAUCCGCCUCGAGGGCGUCGUCACCCGUGGCCGCCUGGCAAUGAUCGUGACGGAAUAUAUGGAGAACGGCUCUCUGGACGCCUUCCUGAGGACCCACGACGGACAGUUCACCAUCACGCAGCUGGUGGGCAUGCUCAGAGGCGUGGGCGCCGGCAUGCGCUACCUCUCAGACCUGGGCUACAUCCACCGUGACCUGGCUGCCCGCAACGUCCUGGUGGACGGCAACCUGGUGUGCAAGGUGUCGGACUUCGGGCUCUCGCGGGUGCUGGAGGACGACCCCAAUGCCGCCUACACCACCACGGGAGGAAAGAUCCCCAUCCGCUGGACGGCGCCCGAGGCCAUCGCCUUCCGGACCUUCUCCUCGGCCAGUGACGUGUGGAGCUUCGGCGUGGUCAUGUGGGAGGUGCUGGCCUACGGGGAGAGGCCCUACUGGAACAUGACCAACCGGGACGUCAUCAGCUCCGUGGAGGAGGGGUACCGCCUGCCUGCGCCCAUGGGCUGCCCCCGCGCCCUGCACCAGCUCAUGCUGGACUGCUGGCAGAAGGACCGGGCCCAGCGGCCGCGAUUCUCCCACAUUGUCAGUGUCCUCGAUGCACUGAUCCGCAGCCCCGAGAGUCUCAGGGCCACGGCCACGGCCGGCAGGUGCCUGCCCCCUGCAUUUGCCAGGAGUUGCUUUGACCUCCGAGGGGGCAGUGGUGGCGGGGGCCUCACUGUGGGGGACUGGCUGGACUCCAUCCGCAUGGGCCGGUACCGGGACCACUUCGCGGCUGGCGGGUACUCUUCCCUCGGCAUGGUGCUGCGCAUGGACGCCCAGGAUGUGCGUGCCCUGGGCAUCACCCUCAUGGGCCACCAGAAGAAGAUCCUGGGCAGCAUCCAGACCAUGCGGGCCCAGCUGACCAGCACCCAGGGGCCCCGCCGGCAUCUCUGA
Urocitellus parryii (Arctic ground squirrel) is the source of this 3095-nucleotide messenger RNA. NCBI's taxonomy places the organism in Eukaryota, Metazoa, Chordata, Mammalia, Rodentia, Sciuridae. The record is from RefSeq and is a predicted model, not a curated record.